UUCAACAACAGCUCACAAUUUGGAGGACAGCUUGUUUCCCAAGUUCCCGGCUCACAAUCGGGCAGGGAAAAUUUUCCUUCAGAAUAAACACAGGCUGGUUAUUUACAUAGCUCAUACAUAGGGUCGCACUUUUUCGCCUUCUUACCCACGGCUUUGAGCUUGGAUCAUUGAUCGAGCGCUUGAAAAUCUUGACUCUUCCCGUUCGGAUUUGCUCUCGAGUCGGAAGGUCAGCUUGCUACAGUUCUUGACUGUUUCCUUGUUUUGUUCCCAUGCUCGUUGGGAAGCUGUUGUGGGCUUGUCCUCGCAUUGCCGUGCCAUAGCGUUUUUUGGUGCUCUUCCCCAACUGAUCUUUGUCAUUUUUCGUGUUUGUAACCUUCUUGAUCAACCUCUCCCCCUGUAUCCUCAGCUCCCUGAGCCACUCGCCAACCUGCGCCGGCGAUUCAUUCUAGCUUCAUGAUGUUUUCUCAUCUCACCACCGCUCUGGCUAAAUCUCCCAAACUCUCAAAGUCAAACAGUUUGAGCUCACACGUCAUGAUGUAUGACGCUCGACCAGGAGAUCAGUUGGCAGGCGAUUCCCACUUCGCCCCAGGUGAUGGCGAGGCUCGAUAUCAGGCUCGGCAAGCGGAGUACAAUCAUUACCACAGUGAGCUUGAAACAUUGCGCCAGCAUCACAACGCCGAUGAACGACCGGCAGACUAUUAUUCUGGCCGCUUGCGUGCCAAUUCGGCUCAGACAAUGAAUUCCAUCCGCACCAGCUCGACUCAUACCACCAACACCAACUGUGCAACUUCUCCAGGAGUCUUUCAACAAGCGUAUGAGAUUCCUGCCAAACCUCGGCCAGACUCCGUGGCUAGCCAGAGCUCAUCCAUCGUUUAUCCACCCAAGUCUGGCACACGGGCGUUAAUCCUCCCGUUUUCGAAAUCCAAUCAGCCUAAAGACAUUUCGGGAUCAUUAUCUAAAGAACGUCCUACACCCCCUCCUGUGCUGCAUCGCUUUCGAACGCUUUCCAAUGCGUCUUUUUCCAUGCGCCGAGAGCAAUCGCUCCAACAGCCACAUCAACUUGAAGCCCAAGUCAAGCAGCAGCAGCACCAACAUCACCAACAGCAUCAACAGCAACAUCAUCGAGCACAUACUGAUCAGAUAUUUUCGGAAAAAAAUGGCCAUCAGCAGCUGGAAGAGCGCUUGAUUUCAAGAUCAUCGUCGGCUUCAAACCAUCAAGACUUCCCCCGAAAGCUUCAUCUUCCCACUCGCAGCACAUCCCAGAAUCACGAUAGCCGUCCACCACCUUUGGUUGAUACGAGUCCUCAGAAUGGACGGCGUCGUAGCUCUAUUCCGCGCCCAGCCCUUACGCCAUUGAAGUCAAACAACUACUCUUUCUCCACGAACGCUCCAGAAGCCAAUAAUACGUCCCGAUCAACGCCCAAUUCUCGAUCAGCCGGCGCUGUCGAUUUUUCUACCGCUGGCCACUUUCAGAACAAUUUGCCGCCAGAACGUUCAUCACGUGACAUCACCCAAACUCUGCCCUCGAAGCGCUGGUCGAUAGUUGACAGUCAGCAGGCCCCUUCAGUUGUUACUGGCGCUCGGCCAAACCUUGCAAAAUCAACCAAUCCCUCGGGUCGCGUCUCGUCCACCUCAUUGACGGCUCCAAAAGGUAGAGGCCCCAUCAAGCCGAGGACGCCAGUCCCAGAAUCCAGACGUCGAUCAAUCGUUGCUAAUGAGUCUCAAACGGCACGAGCGCGGCCAGAAUCUUUCACCAAUACGAGUAAUUUCCGUCCCGAGACGCCGCCCGGCUUCAAAUACAAUCCAACGGUGCUUGACGGAGACACACACACCAGUCACCCGCCCCAAAUUCCCGUCCGACAGGAGUCCCCCGAGGAAUUGAUUCAGUACCUCGAACGCCUGAUCGGACAUGAUGAGCUCAGGUUGCUCACCCAUGUCGACAAACUCAUUCACCAAUGCACGCAUACUUUUCUUGAAGGCGAGACUACCAAGCAAUUGCCUCAAGAUACUAGUCAUCCAAACCGAAGGUCGAUUGGAAACGGGAUCUUGGGCCGCUUGGGAUGGAAAAACAAGAAAGGGACGACCACUCCUGAGCCCCCAUCUAGAAGCAAAUCAGUUCAACGCCGCGAAAUCUCUACUGAUGACAGAAGAGCCACGUUUGGUUUGACGGCUGGGAACACGGCGCGUCUAUCAAGAUAUGGCAUAUUUGGGUGUUCUUUGGAGGAGAGUGACCCUUUUAGCUGUGUUACGGUCAUUGGAGGCCACAAGCAUCUCAUACCAAUUGUGAUGUUUUCACUGGUUGAAGAGAUUUAUGCCCGUGGAAUGGAAACGCCUGGUUUCAUGCGGAUUGCCGGGAAGGUGGAAAAGAUUGACGCACUUGCCGAGGCGUUUGAGCAGGCGCCGCUACAUGGAGAAGGGGUAGACCUUGCCUCGGAAGAUAUUCAUGUCUUGUGCAGUUUGUUCAAGCGUUAUUUGAGGGCUUUACCCGAACCCCUCAUGUCUAGAGAGCUCUUCCACAUCUUCUGGUCGUUCUGCGUCAGGCAACGCAAUUCGCCUGAUCCGGGACACUUGAAGAACACGAUAGCAGCUGCACAAUGCAUCAUGAGGCUGAUGCCUCCCCGCUCAUUCAGCUUGCUCAUUUACGUUGUUGCCUUUCUUUCGCAAAUUCCUCUGUUUCCUCAAUGUAAGUUCAGCUCAACCGGGAUAGCAAAGAUUUUUGGUCCGGCGCUCUUUGGAAGCAGGACGCAAAGGAACCCGGCCUCGGAUGAACGACCGAUUCAGGCAUUGAAAUGGGUGCUAGAGAAUUGGAAUAUGCUCACCGACGGGUUGUUGAACGAACAUUUCACCGUGGAUUUUGCAAACUCAUCAGCUCCUCCAAUCGAUUCUUCGAUACCUGCCGCAUGUGUCUCAGAAUCCAACUCUCCAGUGCCCUCUUGCCAAUCUCCAGCCGAGAUCCCAACUGUUGCUCAAGAUGUCCAGCCGCUCGUUUUACAAUCUCCCGAACAGAUUCCAAGUACUGCCACCCUUGAACCGAUUUCCGUCAGCUCGAGAAAACUUCUUGACUGGCGUUCUCAAUCUAACGGCCACCUCAGGAAGUCGAAUAGCUCCGCGCAAAACAUAGUUGAUCGCUACGAAGCUCAUGAGAAAAGUUUCUCCAUGGUGGAUGACCAGGUUAAACAUCACAAGCAGGAAAGCUCAGACUCCAAGGAUAGGUCGGACUGCAUCACACAGCCAUCAGCACCUGGCUCACCGAGUCCGAUCAUCGAAUUUGAAGGAUUGUCUAAGAUCAACGAAGUGACGACUGAAACGCAGGCGAGUUCUAAUACCGGUGAUGACCAUCGACAGCCGAAGCAAACAGAGUGCAUGUCUAUGGGUGAAACCUUCCGUCGCCAGAGUCAGAAUGAAGGAGAAGAAAAAGCACGGCCGCGUACCCAAGUAAUUGUGCUCAAUGAACCUUUUCAGCCAGCUACAGUGGCGGUCAACUCGAUUGUCGAUAAUCUGCCAGUGCCUGAGUAUCAUUCAAAUAAUCGUGAGAUAAAAGCUCAGUCGACUAUCUCUUAUUCUCAAACCUUGAAGAGCCUGGAUUCAAUCGAAGUCGAAAACUUGAUCACACAAGGACUUCAACUCCGACAAGUUUUGUCCAAUGAAAAGCUUUGUGAUUGUAAUUUUGUGGAUAGAAGCCGAGCGCAAAGGAUGGUUAAACAAUCAUUGGAACUCAUCAAGGCCCAUCAAGACAUGCUGUCUGAAAUGAAAUCACAACUGACUGAAUUGCUCAACGAGGAUGGCAAAGACUGAAAUCACAAACAUUCCAAUCCUUCCAGACUAUCCCAGAAUGAGGGUAUUCUUUUUCUGCUACUUUAAUUUGCCAUUCCUUCAUUCUUGGAUCCAACACUUUUAUCUCGUCAUUCCCUUGAACACCUAUUCAUAAAGUUAUUCAUUGUCAAUUGAGCAAACAUUUUUCUCAAAGUUUUCACUAGCUACUGUUUAAAGAUUAGCUGGCUAACAUACUUUACCACCAAAGUACUUCCCUCUUAUCUUCCUAAUAUUCCAUUCCUAAUCUCUUUGCAAUUCUAUCAUUCAUGUACUUGUUCACACUUACUCAAGAUUUCUGUACCUGAAUAUAUUUUACAUGCCUUGUCACUUUGCAAACUAACUUUUUUUUACUUGUGGCCUAGAAAUUUGGAAA
Messenger RNA from Puccinia graminis f. sp. tritici CRL 75-36-700-3, 4186 nucleotides. RefSeq lists its product as uncharacterized. The transcript has 9 exons. Gene Ontology annotation, biological process: regulation of fungal-type cell wall organization; activation of GTPase activity; signal transduction. Lineage: Eukaryota; Fungi; Basidiomycota; Pucciniomycetes; Pucciniales; Pucciniaceae. The record is from RefSeq and is a predicted model, not a curated record. The coding region runs from base 454 to 3795 and encodes 1113 amino acids. Gene Ontology annotation, cellular component: cell cortex. Gene Ontology annotation, molecular function: GTPase activator activity.